Molecule: messenger RNA, 1413 nt
Organism: Paramecium octaurelia
Lineage: Eukaryota; Ciliophora; Oligohymenophorea; Peniculida; Parameciidae
Source: the annotation of a GenBank genome assembly
AUGAUAGUAAUCAAAAGAUCAUUUUCUCAUCCUAUAAGAAGAAUUACUACUUUUUAUAGGUCAACAAGAUUAAGAUCAGAAUCCUGGAUUCCAUCGCCCGUCAGAGUUUCUAUAACUUAGUUUCCUAUCUAAAGAAGAAGCCUUCAAUUUUCUAAUUAGAACCACUAAUAAAAUUCCCAUAAUCAUGUGUAUUUAUAUUGUUAAUUUUAUAGAUUGAUAAUUGUAAUGAAUUAUUGAAAAAUGAACUCCAUAACAAGAUAUAAGAAAUUGAUGUAUGUAAUCAUAACAUAAAUAUAGAAUUUGAAAAAGAAAAUUAUUAUUUCGUUAGAAACAAUAGAGAAAUAAGAAGUUAUCAUUUAGGAAUGGUAAUAGAAAUACUAAGAAUAAGAAAAAUUGCAUAAUCGAGAAAUCGCAUAAUUAAAAAGUAAUCUAGAUAAUUCAAUCUUUGAUGACCCUUAAAUUGAUAUUAUAGAAUAACCUAAUGAUAAUAGUCAUCAUAAAGUAAUGGAUGACUUAUAAAUUAUUUAAGAAGAAAGUGAAUGUCCUUAGAUCAAAAGUCUAAAUUAGUCUGUUGCAUAAAAUUUUAAAUUUUAUGAAAUUAUUAAUGCUCUCAAUAAGUUCAUUUUAGAUGAAUCACCAGUAGGAGAAUAAUUAGAAAUUAGUGAAUCCUACAUUGUAUAGAGAAUCAACAAAUUAAUAGAUUGUAUUCAUAAAUUAGAGACAGAACUUGAUGAUUGGAAAUGUAAUUAUUGGAAUCUUGAAAAGAAACUCAACUCCCAAUUAAAAGAUAACUUUAUAUAACAAGGAUCUCACGAAAUUGAAAUAGAAUUUGAUUUCGAUAAAAAUUAAUUGGUGAAUGCCAUUUAGUCAAACAGUAAAAGAUCACUGUAAGCUGAAAACUCUGCCUUGUAAUAAGAAAUAAAACGAUUGCAAGAGUUAAACAAUUAAUUAUUGAAUUAGUAGAAGAGUCAAACUAAGCAAGUGUUGGAAUCUCUAAUAAACAAGCAGAAGAAAACUAAUAGAAAGAAGAAUUUAACUCACAUUCCAGAGCCUUCAAAUAAAUAUUUCACUUAGGUUUCAACUCAUCAUACAAAUAGUCAUAACAACACUCAAAAGAAGAGUCAUCCUACUUAAUAGGGAUCUCCAAAUUAUUAAAGAAAUAAUCAAUAAAUUAAUUAAUAUUUCAGUCAUUAUUUUUAAUAACAAAGAGGACAACCUACACAACAUUACUCUCCAAUAAUUUUGACUAAAUUUUAAUAGAUUGCUACGAAAUAACAAAUUGGAAUUAGUUAUCUUAAAGAUAUGUCAACAGAUCAUUACUAUAAUGUGAACGUUCAUCAGACUCCAAUUGUAGUUAAAUAAUCUAGUUUGAGUCCUUACCAAAAAUCAGGAAGCAAAUUUAUUUAAUUUUGA